AUGUCCCAAAACUCGGUCGUGCGAACGACGGGUUGCGAUAAAUCCCGUCAUUCCCCCUUCUGCUCCCCAUCAAUUCCCGCUCUGCUUUUCCAUCAAUUUCCCCUCUGCUCUCUAUUUCCCCCCCUGCUUCUCCUCCGUUCCCCCCCUGCUUCCCCCCAUCCCCUUCCCUGCUUCCCCCCAUCCCCUUACCUGCUUCCCCCCAUCCCCUUCCCUGCUUCCCCCCAUCCCCUUACCUGCUUCCCCCCAUCCCCUUCCCUGCUUCCCCCCAUCCCCUUCCCUGCUCCCCCCCAUCCCCUUCCCUGCUUCCCCCCAUCCCCUUUCCUGCUUCCCCCCAUCCCCUUUCCUUCUUCCCCCCAUCCCCUUUCCUGCUUCCCCCCAUCCCCUUUCCUGCUUCCCCCCAUCCCCUCAGCCCUCCUUCCCCCCACCCUCUGCCCUGUUCCACCCUGCCCUCCCCAUCCCUGCCUUUCCCUCCCUGCCCUGCGCUUCCCUUCCCCAUCCCUUCUCAACCCUUCCCUUCCUUUUCAUGCCCUUCCCUUCCCCUUCACACCUCACCCGCCCACUACUGUAGUUCCCAUGCAUGUGCACCCAUCACUGUCUCCCCACAUGCUUUCAUCAUGUGCGCUUGCUUGUGUUCCCUUGCAGUUGUUCCUUUGGCACCUCACACCACCUCCCCCAUGUUCCUUCACACAAUUAUUCCUGCCUACUCCACUCCCUGUAUUUUCAGUGGUGAAGCAGAGGAGCAAGCUGAGGCGCAGCUAA
Molecule: messenger RNA, 759 nt
Organism: Closterium sp. Naga37s-1
Lineage: Eukaryota; Viridiplantae; Streptophyta; Zygnematophyceae; Desmidiales; Closteriaceae
Source: the annotation of a GenBank genome assembly